Molecule: messenger RNA, 711 nt
Organism: Dovyalis caffra
Lineage: Eukaryota; Viridiplantae; Streptophyta; Magnoliopsida; Malpighiales; Salicaceae
Source: the annotation of a GenBank genome assembly
AUGAGAGCAAGAUUGGUGGUGUUUCCAGUGAAAGGAAGAAACUGGUGCUUUGGCAGAUCAAUAGACCGUUCCGUGGAAGAGGCAGCCUCUUCCCACACCCCUUCCACUCUCAAACACCUUUGGAAAAAGAUCUCUUCUUCUUCUAACUCCAGUACCAGUAAUGUGGAACUUGUUAUAGAUUAUGCUUCCAAUAAGAUGAAUAAAGCAUGGACGGGUCUAGAGAAGGCUCCUGAGGGCACUUUCAAGAAUAAGCUUUAUGGUUUAAAUGCACGCCUUGUGCGUCGAAGGUUGCGACACAUUGCCACGAGGAAAUAUUUCUAUGGUUCAGUUACGCUACUUCCAGUGACAAGUGCAUUAGCUGUCUUGCCUCUACCCAACAUCCCAUUCUUUUGGCUCUUAUUCCGCAGUUAUUCCCACUGGCGAGCUCUUAAGGGAAGUGAGAAGCUUCUUCAGCUUGUGUCAGAUUGCUCAUAUGCUGAGAAUUCAGCUGUUUCAAAUGCCAAGGGAAGCGAGCCUGAGAGUGAGGAAUCUAAGCAUAAAUUCCACAGUUCACAAGAUUCUCUAUGGGUGCUGCAACCAUCGAAGGAGCUGGAGGAACUUCUUAAUAAGUAUGCAGAUGAAAAUGGCCUCAAUGACUGCACAAUUUCAGAUAUUUGCAAGACCUUUAAUCUGAACGCAAAAGAUGUUUCUAAGUUUAGACAUUCAAUGUAG